Messenger RNA from Anas platyrhynchos (mallard), 6081 nucleotides. It is a transcript of the gene KCTD21, whose product is annotated as potassium channel tetramerization domain containing 21. Lineage: Eukaryota; Metazoa; Chordata; Aves; Anseriformes; Anatidae. The record is from RefSeq and is a predicted model, not a curated record. Gene Ontology annotation, biological process: protein homooligomerization; ubiquitin-dependent protein catabolic process. Gene Ontology annotation, molecular function: cullin family protein binding; histone deacetylase binding.
AGGGCGAAGGGAAGGCGACGAAACUACAAAUCCCAGCUCUGGCAGCACCGGGAGAGCCGGGCUCGCCGCCCCUUUGCUUCCUCCUCCUCCUCCUCCUCCUCCUCCUGCGGCGCCCGGGCGGGGACGGGGCUCGGCGGGGCCGCAGAGUUAGCCCCAGCACCGCGGCUUUUCCGUCAUGUCAGAACCCAUCACGCUCAAUGUGGGAGGGAAACUCUACACCACCUCCCUGUCCACCCUGACUAGCUUUCCAGACUCCAUGCUGGGGGCCAUGUUCAGUGGGAAGAUGCCCACCAAGAAGGACAGCCAAGGCAACUGCUUCAUCGACAGAGACGGCAAAAUCUUCCGCUACAUCCUCAACUUCUUACGAACUUCUCACUUGGACCUCCCCGAGGACUUUCAGGAAAUGGGCUUGCUUCGGCGGGAGGUGGAUUUUUAUCAAAUCCAGCCUCUGAUCGAGGCCUUGCAGGAGAAGGAGGUGGAGCUUUCCAAAGCGGAGAAAAACGCCAUGCUCAACAUCAGCCUCGACCAGAAGACCCAGACCGUUCACUUCACCGUCCGAGAAGCGCCCCAGAUCUACAGCCUCUCCUCCUCCAACAUGGAAGUCUUCAGCGCCUAUAUCUUCUCCACUUCGUGCCUCUUCCUGAAGCUUCUCGGUUCCAAACUUUACUACUGCUUCAACGGAAACCUCUCGUCCAUAUCCAGCUACCUGCAGGACCCCAACCAUUUGACCUUAGAUUGGGUUGCGAGCGUGGAGGGCCUUCCCGAAGAGGAGUACACACGGCAGAACUUGAAGAGACUCUGGGUGGUGCCUGACAAUAAGCAGAUCAACAGCUUCCAGGUGUUUGUGGAAGAAGUGCUCAAAAUAGCCCUGAGCGAUGGCUUCUGCAUAGAUUCUUCUCACCCACACACUUCGGAUUUCAUGAAUAAUAAGAUUAUUCGCCUGAUUCGAUACAAGUAGGAAGGGCUGUUGAUGGUGGUGCCGGCGUGGAGAUAACACAGGUUAAGUGUUUCCCUCUAAAACACACUUACAGCCUAAUUCAGAAUCGUGCUUGCCUGGAUUAAGAGCCACUAACAGGGAGAUGAUUUUCCUUUAAUGUAUUUACCGAUGCCAUCUUCCAGAAUAUGGCCAUAUUCUAAGCAGGAGGAAUAUUGUCUAACACCUGAAUUCAGGGUUGGUUCUGUCUCUGCCUCCACCUCUAACCUGCUGUACAACUGUGGGGAAAAUCACUGAACUUCUACCCUUCCUACGUUCUCCGGUUGGAAAAUGGGAUGGUCCUUAACCUAUCCUGCAAGGGUGAUGCGAAUGUUCAGUCAUCAAGAUCUGGAGAGUAGCUGGAGACCUGACGCGGUGAAAGAAGCCAUGGAGCUACACUCCAGCGGGCACAUUUUCCUUCUCUUACCAUGCCACCUGCGUGGAGCACGCAAGAAACUUGUUGGAUCCACAGAGAAGAAGCCUCGCCACAUGGACUCAUCCAAUAUUGCUGCAAAGGACAGUGCGAACUGCACAUGAGUAGGGGAUCCUGUCCUAUCGCCAUCUGAAGGUGACUUUUUUUCCUGAACCCUGGGAGGAAGCCUGUUCUGCUUUCAGGGAAGCCGUGUUUGAAUGAUGUGCCUGACACUGGGAACGACCAAGAAAGCCAUAAGAGAGAGAAUGAUGUUCUUAAAAAUUGAGAAGAUUGUGUCUGUUGGGGAACUUUGCUUUGGAUGCUCUUAAACCUUUACAUUCCAAAGUCAUCCGAGACCACUGGUCCUUUUCCUUCCCUCACAACGCUAUAAUUUGUCCUGAGGAUGCUCCGAAAACUCUUAAGAGGUGAAGACAUCAAGAGGGCAGAGGACCCCAAAUAAAUUCUGAACGGUUGAACCUCUUCUGCCUGGACACGGCCUUCUUUUGGCCAUGUCAACCAGCAUGGGAUGGUUUCGAGGUAGGCUGGAUUCCAUCUGAAAGGACUAUUUUUCCAUCAUUACCCCCAGUAUUUCUAAUUACAAAGCUAGGGGCUCGUUUUUGCUGCACAUUGAGCCAUUUAUGAUGUCCUUGUGAACAGUCAGGCUGCUAAGGCAGCAUUUUGCCUUCUUGCUGGGAUUUCCUGUCCAGUCGUCAGAAAGAUUAGGCAGGAGGAAACCAGAGGUGACGACAGUGGUCAAGCCCUUUCCUAAAAGCUUGGCCUGGUGCUACGGUGAUCGAAAUGAUGAUUAGCUCAUCUGUGCCACGUUCAAGGUGGUUCAUUCUCAGCUAAUUACGUUUAGAAAUAUUUUAGGUGUCCCUAACCAGAUUGCAUGAGAGACCCCCCCGGAACAUUUCCCGUAACCUCUAAUGAGAUAGGAGGGAAAAUGCAAUAACCAACUUCUGCAUUUGUAAUUUUAUUGCUUCCAAAAGUUCUCGGUAGGGGGCUGCAAAGCUCAGUGUUGCUCAUGUUCUCGUUUCCCAAAGCAGCCAGUUGUUGCUGUGUUAAGCUGACCAGUAAGCAGCAUAAAAGUGUUUUGUACUGUUGUAAAAACAGCAAGAGAAAUAGAAUAAAUAACUUCUACUUCCCAAGCUGUAAUUGCAUGAACAACACAAAUCAGCAUGCUGCUGGUGAAAAUGCACAUUCCGUAGUUAUUAGCAACCUACUGUAAGCUUCUUUCCCUGUCUGCCAUGGUGCUAGACCCACCAGCACGAUGAUGGAAGUGGGACCAUGUUGUUAGGAAGCGCUGACUGGGAUUGAAAACCACGGAACCAUUAAACCUGGCCAGUUUUGUGAGCCUUGAGGAUGGUAAACAGUACGUUGUGACCAAAUUCCAGCUUGUGGCACCAUUCUUCGGGGUUAGGAAGCAGUAGGAAGAACUUUUUUUCCCCACUCCUGCCCUGAACUGUGAAGCAGAAGUCAUCUGUUCUAGGGGUUGCAGCGUGUCACUGACAAAGCAAAGCAAGAGCAAUGUGAAUCUUAUUUCUGCCACGAGUUUGCCGCUCAUUUGGACAUUCACAGCGAUGAUCUAUGCAUGUGAUCUUAUUGUGAUCUGUAAAAUGCCACACCUGAACCCUCCUUCAUCAAAUCUAUGCCUUCAAAAUAGGUAUGCCCUUGCUGAAUUUAUGGUAAUAGUUUUUGGGGGAUGUCAACCGCAUGUUUUUUAAACUCAGUACUCAAAAGAAAAGUUUUCUUUCAGCUUAUUUCGUUUAAUUAGUUUAAUUAAAUCAACGUAAUUAGUUUCCUUUCAGCUUGAGUUAAUCAAGGGGCAAGAACAGUGUGCUUAAAUCUCAUUUGAAAGGGUGUGGGGGAAGGUCUGAUCAACACCCCUUCGAGCUCUGGAUUGGUACUGCCUCAUUCUGUUUCAGAUAAUAAUAAAGAAAAAGAGCUGAAUCAUUCAUUUUCUGGUGAAAGGCAUGUAAGAAGCGGCACCAAAAGCACUAUGCAUAGCUUUACAGAGAGCUCUAAGCCUCCGUUUUGCCCCCACCCCUUUUUCUUUUCUUCAGACAGCAGCAGAGCCCACACUAAAAGCAGUCAGAUAGCUCUUUAAAAAUCUGGGCAAGUGAAGAGUGCCCCAACGUGGCCCUAGUAACUGGGGCAAUCUGCUGAGAUGGAAAUACGGGUUUGAGUCUCCACAGAUCAAGGAGAGAACUGAUCCAGAUCCUCAUCUGGAGAGCUUGAACCCAUCAGGAUAUUAUGCAAAAGAUGGACAGCUUGAAUCAACAUUUUUCUGUGCUCAGGUAAUUAAAUCAGGCAAGAGUAGGGUUGACCACAGAUCUCUGACAUUUAUUGAUAUGCAGAGAAAUGUCCAACCAGCGUAAGGACAGGAAUGAAAACAGGCUUUGGGAGCUACACAAAAGCUUGAAAUAGCUCUAAAUUGUUAAAUGGAAUAAACAUCUUUGAGAAGGAGGUAUUAUUUAUAGCACCACAGCAGUUCUGCGUGCUAACAAGUAUGUGAAGUAAGUGCUAAGCUGGGAUUGCAAUCAAACAUAUGUUAUACAAAUGGAGUUGCUAUUUCAGCGGACGUGCUAAGCUAAAUAUAUAGCUGCUCCCUAAUUUUGCGCUCUGAUUUAUGUUGUAAUGACUGUUUGGAGGCACAUUCUCUCUCGGAAGCAUUUGUUCCCUUGUUAUCUUGAUAGCUAGCUUUUGCUUACCUUCUGUUUCUGAGCCCGAGGGGUGUAACUUGCUUUUCUUUCACCACUCAGCAGCACUGGGGAUUCUUGUUCUCUGCAGUUCUCCUGAGUUAAAGAAAAAUAAACAUGCACAAAGCCAUAUCAAGUGCUUAGGGUACAGCACAACCUCAUCUCUAGUCGUGGAAAGCACUUGACGUUGAUUAGCAGUAACAUCUACAAAUUAUUUCACUGUUGGAGUUGAAUAUUCCCUCUGAGAACAAACUUAUUUUUUUCCUUAAAACAAGGAAAGAAUCUUUCUUCCCCUUAAAGUUUGAAGGAUGGCUUCUUCCACAUCUCAGAGCUUAUCUCCCGUUCUGAUUCUGCCAUCAGCCCGUCUCCCUCACCACCUCCAUCUGUAAAAUGAGGCUGAGAUGCACUUUAUUUUUUUUUUUAAUGGCCUAAAUGCUGAGAGAGUCACUGGGUACAGAGAUCAAUAGUUUCAGGGCAGAAAAACAUCAGAGUUAGGGCAGAUGAUAAAUAAGUUAUUAGCUGUACCAUAAUGGCAUCUUCAGACAUGUGCAUGUCCAUGGCACAGUGGGAUUUCUUGUAAGACAGAAAGAUUAUUAUAAAGCAUCUUAGUGGAGUCCAGAAAGAAUCAGUCAUGGAUUUAUUUUACGUGUUUUUUUGGCUUGAUAUCGCUUAAUUGUCUAAUAAUGCCCAGUUACGAUAAAAGGACUGAAAUCAUACCUGAAUACUAAGAUGUCUUUGGGUCAUGCUGCUGUUCUUCAGAGUCAUUAGGAGACAGUGAGAGGAGUGUUUGCUUCUGCAGGUGGUGGUAGGGAAAUAAAAGGUGUAAAAUUAGACCUGGAGGAAUUCUUAAGUUAACAAGAAUGUGAAGGGGGAGAAUAAAGGAUCUAGGUGCGUUCAGGAAAAGAAAACAGCAAGGUAACAAUGGAGACAAAGAUUUUGUUGUGGAAGAAGGCUGUGAUUAAAAUGACUCCCUGGUCCUCUCCAGUUUUAAUCUCUUGUUAAGCAACUUAAAUAUUGUCCAUGCCAACAGUUACGCUAGUACCCUGUCAGAUGCAGACAGCUUUGCUUAAAUUUGCACGUGCUUUAAAUCGCCAAGCAUAUGCACUGCUGUAGUUACCCGUGUUUUAACUUGGAUGCUGAAUGUAAAUCGCUACUCGAGUUUACUGGCAGUAAAUAUCUGCAAUCAAUCAGAUUCAUUCCCAGUCAUAGAAAGGCUGGUGGGGACUGUACGUAAAGUUCAAAGGGUUGAUAAAUACGGCCUUCAGCCCAUGCCACGGACUGUGUAAAAUAAAUCUACGAUCUUCUGAUACUUCACGGAUAAAUGGAGAAGUUAUGAAGAAGACUUCUUUUGGAAGCACCCCAUCCCUUUUAACUUGGUGUCACUGCCCAGAAUUUCCACGUCUUUGGGAACAUGAAACUGUCCUUUAAUAUCUCCUUUAAAAUUCUUUAAUAUCUCCUUUACCCACGCACUGCUGGUCACAAACGUGCAGGGUACGAGCAGUGCUAAUUAAUAUGUGAUGCCCCCGUAAAAGUCUCAUGUGUGAAUUAGUACAGUCAGACAUGUCUGUGUUCUGUGUGAGAAGGGCUGGAUCGAGUAGAUCAUGCUGUCAGAUUCACUCAGGAAUAAUAGGAGCAAUGGUUUUCCUAUGGAUUCAAAAAUUUAAAAUAAAAAAAAAAGAAGGAACUACAGGGGAGGGCUCCAUGGAGUAAAUAAUUUAUUUUCUCUCUUACUUUCUUGUUCUUAAUCCUAAUUUGGGAUUUUUGGGGAUUUUUCUGUUGAUCAGAACUCGGUCCCUGAUUCACUAAGAGCUAUACUUUUGAAUGAAUGUUUUUUGGAAGGUGUCAAAAGAUGGUUUGACUUUCUUACCACUUUUAUAGGGAGCCUGUAGGGUAUCACACUUGAAAAUCUGGUUGCAUUUAUCUGCCUGUAAGUCUUCUGUGAACUGUUACUAAUAUGUAUUUUUGAAGACAGUAAAUAAAAUGUGAAUGAAGCAGUA